AUGGGCAUGGGCAUGGGCGUCGACUGCGACACACCGAGCAGCGCCGGCCCUGCAGCCAAUCCGGCGCUCUGCUCGUCCUCGCGAAAGCGCAAGCUCCCCGAUACGUGGACCGACGCGCCGCGACCUUCCAACCGCGCCAACACACCCAAUCUCGACAGUAUCGGUGCAACAAAGCAACCAGACGGAGGCAAACCCAAGAAGGCGAGAAAGGCACAGGCAGAACAGGAGGAGAAGCGCCUGAGGAGGUUUCGCGCCAAAGCUCCCCAAACCUUCAAUGAUGUCUACGAAAGGGCGACGUCGCAGCGUUUCUACGUCCUAAACAGAUCCCGAGCUGGCACCGCUGAAUGCCCCGAGGAACUCGUGGAGAUGACUGGGUCUACCGGCAAUAUCUACGCCGUACACGUCGCCCAGCAGCCCACGUGUACCUGUCCCCAUUCCCAGAACGGUCACCAGUGCAAGCAUGUACUCUACGUUCUGUCGAGAGUGCUUCACGCGCGUUUCGACCUAGUAUACCAGCUUGCUCUUCUAUCUACCGAGCUCCAGGACAUAUUCCGAAGUGCGCCCCCUAUCGAGGUUGGCGACGAUACCAGCAAAAAGGGUGCCGACAAGAACCGGAAGGCCGUAGAGGGAGACUGUCCGAUCUGUUUCACGCUUUUCGAAGCUGGCGAAGAUAUCGUCUACUGCCGUGCUACCUGCGGCCAGAAUAUCCAUCAGGAGUGUUUCGAGAUGUGGGCUGCGACCAAGCGCAAGAGUGCCAGGGACCAAGUCACAUGUCCCAUGUGCCGAACCCCGUGGCAAGGAGACGACGACAUGGUCAAGAAAAUCAAAAAGACAGGCAUUCCCGGCCCAGAUGGAUACGUCAACGUCGCUGACCAACUUGGACUCAGUCAGAAAAGAGACACGAGCACCUACUACUCCGGUCCUCGCCGCGGUCAGCGAUACACGGGUUGGUGGUGA
Anthostomella pinea is the source of this 957-nucleotide messenger RNA. Lineage: Eukaryota; Fungi; Ascomycota; Sordariomycetes; Xylariales; Xylariaceae. The record is from the annotation of a GenBank genome assembly.